UGACCCAAGGGGCUGUCACUCUCCUUUAUAAUCAAUAGAGAAGUGAAACUGCUGCAGUCACUGAGUGAGACACCGAGACCAUCACUCCUUCUACUUCUGCCCUGGGGAUUGUGGAGGAAAGUUCACUGAGCAAAAUGGAUCAUCUGAUGAAGUUGUGGCCAAUCGUUUGGUUCCUGCUCCAGCCCAUAACUGCACAGGAAAUCUUCUCAGUGGCACCCAUGGACGUCUCAAAAGAUACAUUUGAUGACCAGUAUAUUGGGUGCCGGGAUCAAGUGGACCUUCUCAUGGAGGAGAUCCUGAAGACUGAGAAAUCAGAGAAUAAAUUUUUCAGACGAGCUUGGACCGAAGCGGAAAAAAUAUGGAACAUCAAGAAAAAUAAGAUCUGGUCUGAGCUUCCAGAUGGGUUUAGAGAUAACCAUGGGGUCGCCUUGGUGGCUUAUUCUGGAUUUAUUAAAACAUACUUUGAUGAAGCCAUUAUAUCUGCUGGCAGGUCCUACAAUGACUAUAUGCAAAGCUUCAAAUACAAAUCCCUCCAUUUCUACCUGAGUGUGGCGGUGCAGCUGCUGUCUGGGUGCAGAGCCAAGAUGGUUUAUGUUGGGAUAAAAGGGUUAUGGUACCCAACCAACUCUACAUCAGAUGGAGUCAAGUUUGGCCAUUUUGUGACCACCUACUCAGAGAAGGAACAGGCGAUGGACUCUGGCAAUGACACGGUCUUAUAUAUCCAAAGCUGCCAUGGGGUUCAGAUGGAGAUGUUCUCCCAGUUCCCCCAUGAAAGGGCAGUUCUAGUUCCGGGCUACGAGAUCUUCUCAGUUUAUGAGGGAGAACCCAAUGAGUUUGUGUUAAUCAGCACCAAAAAGUCCUGCAGCAAAUUUAAUUGUGCCCUAAUUAGAGGUGAGAGACCCCUGGGGUGCGCCCCCUACUCCGGUGAAACACCCAGGAUCUCCAGGUCUGCAACUCGUGAUUUGCCCUUUAAUCUGAUCAUCACUGCGGUGUCACUGCUGUUGGGCCCCCAACUGCUAAUUAGUCUCUAAUGUAACGACUUCCCACCUCUGAAAUUAACUUUCUCCUUCUGCUUCUCGUGCUCUGGCCCCUCCCUGUUAGAGCUGACGAGGUCGAUAUCAUGUGAUUCUAUAAAGUGUGUGUUUGUUUGUGUCUGUAGGAGCUGCCAUAGAGCUGCAGCCAAACAAGUCUCUAAGGCUCAUAAUUACAAUAUUAGCGAAUGGCAGUGACUCCAUGGAGCAGGGCAUGAUGGGAGAUUGGCUGUUAUGUCAUUAAAGUGAUUUGUAUAAAA
Molecule: messenger RNA, 1291 nt
Organism: Xenopus laevis (African clawed frog)
Lineage: Eukaryota; Metazoa; Chordata; Amphibia; Anura; Pipidae
Gene: art5.L
Product: ADP-ribosyltransferase 5 L homeolog
Exons: 5
Coding region: 135-1031 (298 amino acids)
Molecular function (GO): NAD+ poly-ADP-ribosyltransferase activity; NAD+-protein-arginine ADP-ribosyltransferase activity
Source: RefSeq, a predicted model, not a curated record